Molecule: messenger RNA, 1950 nt
Organism: Wyeomyia smithii (pitcher-plant mosquito)
Lineage: Eukaryota; Metazoa; Arthropoda; Insecta; Diptera; Culicidae
Exons: 2
Coding region: 1-1950 (649 amino acids)
Source: RefSeq, a predicted model, not a curated record
AUGAAUAGGGAAGAUCGAGACACGUGGCUUCUUUACAUUCUCAGCGAAAAGAUAGAUCCGGACACAAAGCAGUUGUGGUGCCAAAAGAUAGCCGAAAUGGAUGAAGAAAACAUCAAUCUGCAAUGCUUUCUGAAGUUUAUAGAAUCUCGGAGUUUCGCUCUUCAGUCAUCUCAGCCUCCACGAACAAAAACUAAUGUGCCCUUCAAACAACCUUCAAAAUUUCAACCUCCAUGCAAAAACGCUAGCGCAUUUGUUGCCACGAAUAGUACGUCCUGCAACGUAUGCAACAAACAAAACCACCAAUUAUACCAAUGCGGUAAGUUCCUUCAUAUGAAUCACGAGCAACUUUGUGAAAAACAUUUCUCUGAUCAUACUAUACGAGAUGAGUCAGGAAAGUUUGUCGUUCGUCUCCCGUUUUUACGCGAUCCCACCCAACUAGGUGAGUCGAAGCAGAUUGCUGAGAAAAGACUUCGCUGCUUAGAGAAAAAACUCGAUCGUAACCAACAAUUGAAAGAUGAGUACCAUGCGUUCAUCCGCGAAUAUAUCGAUCUUGGGCAUAUGUCACUCGUUAGUGAUACCAACACAGAUAGCAAAUCGGUUUAUCUCCCACAUCAUUGCGUGCUCAAAACAACCAAUUCGACCACCAAAUGUCGAGUCGUUUUUGAUGCCUCGGCAAAGACGACGAGUGGUCUCUCAUUAAACGAUGUGCUCAUGUGCGGUCCUGUUUUGCAAGAUUCACUGAUCAAUAUUUUAAUUCGAUUUCGCUUUCCAUCGAUCGUUCUCGCAAGCGUUGCAAGGCAAAUGUAUCGAAUGAUAUGGCUGAACGAGCUUGAUCGUGACUUGCUUAAAGUCUUGUGGAGAUGGACUAAUGAGGAAUGCAUUAAGGAAUAUCGUCUAAAUACCGUCACCUUCGGAACAAAAAGUGCAUCAUAUUUGGCUACAAAAUGUGUGCAGCAGCUUCUAGAGUCGUUUCGACAUCAAUAUCCUGUAGCUGUAGAGAAAGCGGAAAAGGGCAUUUAUGUCGAUGACAUUCUGACUGGUGCUUCGUCAGAGGCAGAAGCAAAAAACUUACGGCAGCAGUUGACUGAAAUCUUUGCUGCCGGUGGAUUUCAACUCCGGAAGUGGGCGUCCAACAGCGCAGAAGUUUCAGAAGGGGUUCCUGACGCCGAUUUAGAAGUGAAAAUUCCCAUUGAUGAGAAUCCAAACAGCACCAUCAAAGCUCUUGGAAUGCAGUGGCAGCCGUGCAGCGACCAGUUCCAUUUUUCAUACCAACCAACCGAGAUCCUUCAGCCCACAAAGCGAAUCAUUUUAUCGCAAAUAGCCAGCCUUUUCGACCCGCUUGGCCUUCUUUCACCAAUUAUAGUCAAGGCAAAGCUGGUAAUGCAGCGAAUGUGGAUUCCGCGAAGGGUAAUCGACAUGCGGAAUUGGUCUCGUCUCUACCUGCACGGCUACUGCGAUGCAUCCGACGUAGCAAUGGGUGCUUGCAUAUACAUCCGAGCCGUAAGCGAUGACAACAGAACUUCGUCCCAUCUUCUCUGUUCCAAAUCGAAACUGGCACCAAUAGGCAACAACAGAAUGACCAUACCCCGAUUGGAAUUACGUGCAGCAGCCAUUCUCGCACGAUUGAUAUCAAAUGUGAGAGAAGCUCUUUCUUCUACUACUUUCCACGAGAUUCGGGCCUUCUCCGAUUCCAAAGUUGUUUUAGCAUGGCUGGCUGGAGGUGCUGCAAGAUGGAAGACCUUCGUGGCGAAUCGCGUGGCAGAGAUCUCGUCACAUCUACCUUAUAUCAACUGGGCUCACGUAGGCACUCUCGACAACCCAGCUGAUCUGGUAUCGCGGGUGUGUUUCCCGAUCAAUUCAAGCAAACUCUCUUUGGUGGCAUGGACCAAGCUGGGAGGCAACGACGAUAAAUUGCGAAUCAUCUUCAAUCGACAAUCUCAAUACAGAUGA